Messenger RNA from Struthio camelus australis, 4383 nucleotides. The record is from RefSeq and is a predicted model, not a curated record. NCBI's taxonomy places the organism in Eukaryota, Metazoa, Chordata, Aves, Struthioniformes, Struthionidae.
GGCCGUGGCGGCGGAGGUGGAGACCGUGGUGCAAAGGGAAGGGGCCUCUCCCCGGGGGAAGGCGGCUGAACCCGCCGCAGGGUAUCCUGAUAUCUCCAAGGUGGUAACUGAUGAAACCGCAGUCCUCGAUGUCCCUACUGAGGUUAGGAGGCUGCCAGCCAAACAUCUCCACAGGCUGCAAGAAGAGGAAAGCACAAGUCCUCAGCAUGAGCUGUGGCAAGCCAAAAUGCUGAGGACUGAGAACCAGCACCUCAAGACCAUCUCAGCCACUAAAGCCAAUAGCAGGUGCAAGGAAGAAUCGGGCAACGCUGUAGAUCCCAGAACCACGGCAGAAAAGGCAGAAAUGGGGCAGGGAGAGGCAAGUCCAGGAGACCUGCACCUGUUGUUGCCCUCAAGUGGGGUUGGACUCAGUGCUCACUUGGCUAGCAAGCCAUGCAAGGUGCAUGCUCUGACCGCUCAGCUCCAGAAGUGCCUGCAGGACUAUGGUGGCAUGAGAGCUGGGCAGGAAACCCAGCAGCCCACUCCAUCUGAAGGAGAGAACACAGAGACCUGCAAGAAAGAGAGAAAAGCUUCCACAGACUCCAAACUGGCAUCCCUAGAGAAUGGAGAAAAGGGCCCACCAGAUGGGCCUGAGGAGAAGGAGUAUGCAAAGCUGGAGGAGGCUCGUUCUGGCAGCACAGGCCUCCCAGCAGAAGCUCUGUCCCAGAGGGAGAUUGUUGGCAAGCGCAGGUACCGCUGUGGGGAAUGUGGCAAAGCUUUCCUGCAGCUCUGCCACCUCAAGAAGCACCGCUUCGUCCACGCUGGCCACAAGCCCUUCCUGUGCACAGAGUGUGGCAAGAGCUACAGCUCAGAAGAGAGCUUCAAGGCCCAUGUGUUGGCCCACCGGGGUGUGCGGCCUUUCCAGUGCACCCAGUGUGACAAGGCUUACCGCACAAAACGAGACUUGCAGGAGCACCAGGUCCUGCACACGGGCCAGCGCCCCUUCUCCUGUGAACAGUGUGGCAAGGCCUUUGCACGCCGGCCCUCUCUCCGCAUUCACAGGAAGAUCCACCUGGCCACUGGGCCUAGCCCAGUUGGUGCUAAGGGCUGCCAGUGUGCCAUCUGCGGACGCUACCUGGCCAACCCCGGCUCCUUGCGCAACCACAUGCGCCUGCACACCGGGGAGCGCCCUUAUGCCUGUCCCUACUGCAGCAAGGACUUCCGACAGCAGAGCAACCUGCGUGAGCACCUCCGGCUGCACACAGGCGAGAAACCCUACAAGUGCCGCUUCUGUGGCGAUGCCUUCCCCAAGCUGCCAGAACUGCGGCGCCAUCUCAUCUCCCACACAGGUGAGGCCCACCUAUGCACAGUGUGUGGCAAGGCGCUGCGGGACCCCCACACACUGCGUGCCCACGAGCGCUUACACACAGGUGAACGCCCCUUCCGCUGUGAGCAGUGUGGUAAGUCCUAUACCCUGGCCACCAAGCUGCGCCGCCACCAGAAAUCCCACCUGGCUGACAAGCCCUACAAAUGUGAACUCUGUGGCAUGGGCUACACCCUUCCUCAGAGCCUUGCACGCCAUGUGCUCACCCACAAGGCAGAAAAGGACCCGGAGGAACUGGCUACUGCAGUGGCCUCCCUCAACGCAGACCUGCCUCAGGCAGCGCAGAAAAGGCCUCAGAGGAAAGGCCACCAGGAGGAGGAGAUGGCAGAACCCACCUUGCUCAUGGUGGAGGUGCCAGGGACAGCAAAUGAGGCAGAGCUGCUGAUCACAGCCAGUGGUCACUGCAUUGCUACUUACCAGUCCCAAGGCAGCCCGUUGGAUCCUGGGGCACACAGGAGGCCUGCUGGGCAUUUGCCGUCAACCAAGGACAUCAUUGAAAUUACCAUCUCUGAGCAUGACGACAAGUGCAUUAUUGUGCAGGAUGAGGGCUCACCAAGCGACAUGGUCAUCAUCCAGGAGGGGGUGGGCUUUGGAGCAGUGGCGGAGGUGGUGGAGGUCGAGACUGGGCUCUGACUACCCCAGCCUGUCCUGGCUGAUCACAUUCAGUAUGGAAUAUUAAAAUAGGGUAAAGAAACAACAACGAAAACUAGCUGUGUCAUCUCUCUCUGACAACAAGACCCUGUGGCUCAGCCCCAGGCAAAAUUAGUGGCCUUGAAAGUAAAUAGCCUUGUAGACCUGGGUCUUUUUGGCAGCCAUCCCUCCUAGGUACGGGCCUACAUGUGCCACUUGCUGGGACUGGUGCAGGGAGGGCAUUUGCUGAUGAUGGGAAAGGCUUUUUAAAGAGGAAAGCCCACAGCUAUAAUGAGCAGUGCCCCUACUCUGUCUCUUCUUAGGUUGUCAGUGAGUGACAGUGAAUGUAUGCAGAAGGCAGGGACGAGUCUGAAAGCAGCAGCUUUGGACAACCCCUUCCUUUCAAAUUUUUCUGUUCCUGCUUGACUGCUGCUAUUCAACUACUUUUACUUGCCUGGGCUUUUACUCUGAAACUCGGCAGUAUUUCUGAGCCUUUGCAGGUGAUGCUAAACGCCAGAUUUUGCUGGGAAGCAGCUUUCAAAGUGUUUGCAAGGUGUCUGUGUGCGGGUUUUUUGAAAAGCAUUUUUCACAAUCAACAGAAGCAAAGCCUGGCCUUAUAGCCAGGGCUGAGUGUUCUUCUCCACUGUCACCUGCAACGCUUGCUGUAGGAAGUAUAGUAACUGGAUGGUAUGCCUGAGGACAUUAAAGGAUAGCUUCAUUUCUCACAGUAAUAGUAGCAUUGGACAGUGCAAUUUUUGGUGUCCCCAGCUGAGACAGACAGUUCAUUUCAGUAUGCUCAGGAGAUUUUGCCUUUCCCCUCCACAUUCAAGUUAGGUUUCUUUUUUCUCAUCUGUUUGCCCUUGUUCUUUUUCUUGCACUCUUGCUUCUUCUCUUCCACUUCUCCCUUGCCCCUGCCCCAAAAGCUAAAAGACAGCACCACCACAACUAAACUCCAGUUUUCCCACCUUCCCAUCUUCAUGACAGAGUGCUCAUUUGCCACCCGAGCCAUCCUGAAUGAAAUUGAUCCUUUUUCAGGCGGGAAGUGCACAGUUCCAGAUGCCAUGUUAACUCAGUCUUGCAGGAGGAAGUCAACAAUUCCAGCCCUAAUCAAGAGCUUACAGGCUUUUUUUUUUUUUUUUAAUGCUUCCCUCACCUAGACAAACACUGCUUUCAUUUGCUGCCUCUGAAUUUAGCUGUUCUUGCUCUCCAUCUUUUCCCUCUCCAACAUCUGCAUUUCCCUAGAAAGUUUUGUUUACGUGCCUAACUUCCCUGGGCACUCUACAUCCACUGCUCAUGAGUGAGAAAGGCAUAGUGUCAUCUGAGAUUCCUCGGUAGCACAGUCCCCUUCUGGAGUGCUAUGAACACAGUAAUCUGACAAUCUGAAAAGCUGCUCUUUGUGGUUUCUACAUUAAACUUUUUCCAUAAAUUUUUAUAACCAGUUAGAAGAUGAGGUGCUAGGGUCAGUUCCACAACACUGAUUUGAAGUAAACAUGGCAGGGGAAUUCAGCUAAUAUACCUUUGAUUGUCCUCAUUUUCAGCUAUUCUCUUUAAAGUGGGGGAGCAGAAGACCUCAGUCCUUGCACUGAGCAUUUGGAGAUGGACCAGUGAGAGCGCUGGUGUAUGGCUUGGGGGAGGUUGUAUCUGAAGCUGUAAUGCUUCCUAUUGCUCUCCCUUCGGUGCCUGUCCUAACUCUUGCAGUUUUUCAAAUAUUGACAUAGCUGCAAAGUGUUCCCACCAGAGCCGGGCUCACAUGCUGCGUUCCAGGCACGUGCUCCUUGUCGCAGCACCCAGGGGAGGAAGGAGGCGAUCAGGGGCAAAGGGAAGGGGAGAAUCCAGGUCCCUACUGCUUAAUCUGCUGACUGGUAGCUACCUGCUUUCCACUGAGAUAAUAGGAGAGAAUAAGUAGGAGCACCUAGGAAGCACCUCCUGUAGUGAUCCUAAUGGGAAGACUAUUGUCCAUUAAGGAGUUAGUGAUCCAUUUAACAGCUGACCUGAGCAGGCACAGAUCAUUUGGCUGCAGGGUAAACAUAGCUGGCUAAUCAUAAGAGAAGCUCCCACUUGGUGCCUCGCGAUGACACCGCCGCCACUUGCAUGUCCAUAUCUUUAUCUUGAAGUGAAGCAGUAUGUUUUCAUAUAAACAUCCUUUUGCUUGAUAGUAGAAAUGAUGAAUAGAGAUGUUUACUUCUAAGAACAUCCUAUAAAAACUGUAAAGACCACAAUGCCAUUGAACCUCAUCAUGGAUGGGAUCUAUACAGUGUGCCAUGCCCUGACUAGAGGACUGUCCAACGCUGCACAACUCAAGGUUCACAGCGCCAGAAGGGAUUUAAGAUUAUGUAUGCUAUCUCCUCUUUCCUUCUUGUAUUAUCUCCGAUAAAUGGUAUUUUAAUCAA